AGGAAUCAUUACUGAAUUUUUGAAAACAUGUUUUGAAAUAAUUUUAUAAUGAUGUGCUCUGGCUAUGUGAUUGCAAAUAGGAAAUUUUGACGAGAUGAAUAACUCUACAGUGAACUUCACCUCAUCUGAAACAUCAAACUCCACAACUCAGUCCACUGGCCUUGUGGACAAUCUGAAACUUUGUGUGUUCAGCAUCAAUCUGUUGUUUGGUCUUCCUACACACUCCUAUGUUAUAUGGCUUAUAAUUAGAGGAACAGGAAGUGGAGUUGCAUCAGAGUUCUUCAACCUCAAUCUCUCUGUCUGUGAGAUUGUUUACUCUCUGAAUUGUGUGUUUUAUAUUGUGUCAAUUUGCUUGCCAGGUAUCACUGUAUUACCACUGUUUUUAGUAGGACUAGCCUUCACUGGCCGUCCUCUGUUUCAGUGUCUGAUCUGUGUUGAGCGUUACCUGGCAGUGGUUCAUCCUGUAACCUUUCUGAAGUACAAACCUCUCAGAUAUAGAGUGAUCUGCAGCACUGCUGCAUGGUCAGUCACUCUUGGCUCCUGCUUUUUGUGCUUAUAUAGGAGUCAAAUACACACACAGUUCUUAUCGGUGAAUUUCUUGCUGGCUCUCUCCAUCCAGUUGUUUUGUCUUGUGGCUGUUCUUAGAGCUCUGAAGCAGUCAGGACCAGGAGAGAGAGGGAGAAAGAGAGAGGAGGAAAACCACAUGAAGAGAAGAGCAUUUCUAAUUAUUCUAAUAAAUACUGUGACCAUGACUAUCAUAUAUGUACCAUUUGCUAUCGCAGGAUUAGUUACCAUUCUAACAAACCAGAAUAUUUAUGCAAUUUGGAUCACUGGUAUGAUUUGUUAUGUUCUGGCUGGUUUUGUUCAUCCUGUUCUUUAUCUGCAUCGUGCUGGGAAACUCUCCUGCCUUCGAGCCUUUUACAUGGUGAUAUUUUAAUAAAUUAAUAAUUAAUAUAUUAUUAUUUUGUAUUUCAAUUCCUGUGUAAAUACAGUAGUCUGUGUAAACGUACCUCUGAUAAAAGUGUAAAAUUGGCUCUGUUAGUACUGUCUCUCAUUCACUUUACAUUAGGCCUGUUUGUUUGUUUUUUUUGUUUUUUUUCUGUGUUCAUCAUUCUCAUAUGUUUGCAUGGCUAUUCACAGAAUUUAAAAUGCAUUGUAGCCUUAUGUAGGCUACAAACGUGUACAAAUCAUUUGAGCAUGUUAUUAGGAAAUAUUACACUGAUUUACUUGUAAGUAAUCAGAUAUAUAAUUAAAUAUGCCACCACAUUUCACUCUGCUCUGAUGAUUUCUGUGCUGUAUUCAUAGUCUCGGAAAUAUUCCAUGCCUUUAAAAUGGUAAAUUGACUAAAAAUUGUGUCAUCACUUGCUCAUUAUUAAUAAUUAAACGUUAAUUUUGUUAUCUGUGUGGCAACUGUGGCUUAACAUGACAAAUAUUAGGUCUACGCAUUCAAAAAUUGCCACCUCAAGCUUUAUGACCAUAUGUAUCUAUACAUAUCUAUAAUGACAGUUUAAUGUCUUUGAUGUCAGAUGUCAUUGGCUUUGGCAUGUUUUGUGACCAAAUGCAACAUUUUGAUACAGUAAUAUCUUAACCGAAACAGCUCAGAAUGACAAUUAAAUCCUUAUUAUUAUCAUUAAUUUAACAAGAUGCUUACACGCAAUGCCGUGAUAUCCUAAUUACCUGAGGGCAUAAACAGCUAAAGAACCCCUUCUUCUGUUCUUAAAGGAAAUAUAAAUAAGCCAUCUUUUUUUUUUUUUUUUUUUGCACAUCACGUGUUUAAUGAGUGGCACCUGCUCUAGCCUGAAAAGAUUGUUUAGAAAGACUGGAUAUUCACUGUUCAAGUGA
Messenger RNA from Onychostoma macrolepis, 1842 nucleotides. Its product is annotated as hydroxycarboxylic acid receptor 2-like. Gene Ontology annotation, cellular component: membrane. The record is from RefSeq and is a predicted model, not a curated record. The coding region runs from base 95 to 937 and encodes 280 amino acids. Gene Ontology annotation, molecular function: G protein-coupled receptor activity. Lineage: Eukaryota; Metazoa; Chordata; Actinopteri; Cypriniformes; Cyprinidae. The transcript has a single exon. Gene Ontology annotation, biological process: positive regulation of Rho protein signal transduction; phospholipase C-activating G protein-coupled receptor signaling pathway.